Messenger RNA from Dalotia coriaria, 1446 nucleotides. RefSeq names its product SREBP regulating gene protein. The record is from RefSeq and is a predicted model, not a curated record. Bases 133 to 744 code for a protein of 203 amino acids. Lineage: Eukaryota; Metazoa; Arthropoda; Insecta; Coleoptera; Staphylinidae. The transcript has 4 exons. Gene Ontology annotation, biological process: positive regulation of SREBP signaling pathway.
AAUAAUUGUGGUUAUCUUCAUCGUGUUGCGCUGCGUUUGCUGCACUGAAAAACACAAAUAAUUACGACGGGCGCAAUUGCGACGCAAAAAUGCGGAGAAAAUGCGCGUGAACGCGGAGGGACUAUGUGAAAUAUGUGGUACGCUGCCCUAGUGCGAUUCAUACGCCGUAGAAUAGUCUUAGGCAUUAUCUUCACAGUCUCCUUGCUCUACUGCAUCUUCAGUUUUGUGGGAAAAGGUGCGUUUCUUGAUACGGAUGACUCGAUUCCUGUGAGGAGAUCUCAGCCCUUUGUGUGGCGAACACUGCAACAGCACAAUGCAAGUGACAUUGAUUUGCUAUGCAGGAACUCAGUGCAGGGCAAGGUGCUAAUUGUUGAUGAUAGAGGAUAUGUAUGUCCAAGGCAUGACAUCCUCCCAAAUGGUUGCUGCAAUGAUGACCUGUCCACAUCAGUGCAGUAUUCUUGUGAAACCUGCAAGAAUAACAACUGCUGUGCAAUUUAUGAGUAUUGCAUUUCAUGCUGUUUACAUCCCAACAAGAAAAACAUGCUGGAAAACGUGCUCGGCAAGGCGACGGAGCAAAACAACGUGCUGUUUGCGUCCGUAACUGACCACUUCGAGCUGUGCUUGGCGAAGUGCAGGACGAACUCGCAGAGCGUGCAGCACGAGAACUCCUACAAAGACCCGAAGGCGAAACACUGCUACGGUGAGACAGCCCCAGGCGUCACGCAGGACACCAACGAAGUAUAGUCGAGACUCGAGACCAAAGUUAGUCAAUAAACUCGCGAUAGAAGGUUCAUACCUAACUUCCACACUAUUUUUCAAACUUCAUUGCAUCGCAAUUAUCAAUUACCGUACAGAAUGCAGAAAUCGAUAAACAAACAUUACGCGCACGUGACUAGAAAUAAGCUAAAAAUACAUCGAGCUUCGUUCAACUUGUUCAGAUUGUUUCGGUGCCGAUAGAUAAAGUUUCGCUUGCAUACGAUAUUUUUGCCUACGCGCUUGGGAAUCCUUAUCAUCGCCUCUGAUAUGGUGAGCAUUUCAUAAGCACCACACAGCGAACCUUGACUGAAAAAUAAUUUUAACUGGUAUUAUUUACGAGAUAUAUUUUAUUGCACCAUGCGAUUUUACAAUUCGCUCUAUUUAUAUAUGGGAUGCAGACUCGGAUGAAUCGUGCAAUCAUUGAUUUUCAUUGCCUUUGAAUGUUCUAAGUGUUUUUGAAGUAAACUACGAUCAUGCGGAUGGUUGGUUUCUAGCUACUUCUAGAGGAAUAUUAUGUAUACAUUUGUAUCAGUAUAGUGAAUUCUAUGAUUUAUUUCAUUUGUUUGGCAUGUAUUCAUUAAUAUAUGAAGUUUUAAAAAUUGAUAUCUGUACUAACUUCAAUGAAGUGUAAAAACUUUGUGAUUUCUAAGUUGAUUAAGAAUCAAUAAUAAAAUUAUGAUGCGUAAGAAA